CUGCUGCUGGGUCUAGUGGCUGCCGCGCUCGCUCUCUCGCUCGCCCCUCGCCAUGUCCCUCCUGCUGGAGGCGGUGGGCUUCUUCUUGGCCGUCGUGGGGUGGGCGCUGCUGGCCGUGACCCUCUUCAACAGCUACUGGCGGGUCUCCACCAUCUCGGGCAACGUCAUCACCACCUCCACCCUCUUCGAGAACCUGUGGCAAAGCUGCGCCACCGACUCCACCGGCGUCUACAACUGCUGGGAGUUCCAGUCUUUGCUGGAGUUGCCAGCCUACCUGCAGGCUUCUCGGGCCCUCAUGAUUACGGCAUUGGUGCUGGGCUUCUUUGGGAUCCUCUGUGGCUUGGUGGGCAUGCAAUGCACCAAAGUGGCGGAGGAGAACCCCAACGUGAAGGCAAAGAUAGCUGCGGUUGGAGGUUGCCUGUUCGUCUUGGCCGGUAUCUGCGGGAUGGUGACGCUCUCUUGGUAUGCCUUCAACAUUACCCGAGACUUCUUUAAUCCUCUCUUUGCUGGCACAAAGUAUGAAAUUGGGCCUGCGCUCUACCUCGGCUGGAGUGCAUCGCUGCUGGCGAUCAUCGGAGGAGGGUUCCUGUUCAGCUCGUGUAAGACUCACUCUUCGCCGGAGAAGAGUUACAGCUAUCCGUACAAGGCCACGAAGAGUGCUAUGUCAGCCCCUAACGUGACGCCUGCUCGUCCCCGUAUAGACUCUAAUGCCAGCAGUGUUGGAAAGUAUGGCAAAAAUGCUUAUGUUUAAGGCUGUGCAGUGGGGUGGUCCCCAAAGGACAUCAGAUACUUUUCUGGUUGCCCAGAACCUGAAAGAGACGGCAACUCACAAGGGGACUUUCUUCUCUCAACCCCGCCUUUGGACAUUUUGCAAAUCCCUGGUGAUUGUAGGAAUUGGAUGGAUCCAUUGAAGCCACAUGUCUGCGUAGAAAUGUGUUCUGGAAGAUGCUGCAUUGCACCAGAUUAUUUAUUGCUGAGGAGAGCUGUCUCCCCGUGUCUACCUUUCACUCUGUUCUCCCCUACACGGACCAUCAGGUGUCGCCAUGCCAUCUGGCCAUCCUAAAAGAAGAGGGGCAGAGGUUCAAGCCAACCUUCUGAUUUAGAAGGCUUUCUUCUUAAUUCCAAAUGUUUGCAGAGGCUAUAGCAUCAGACCAGUAGGGUUGCCAGCUUUUGGAAGGCACAAAUCUGGCAAGGGAGAGGCACCACCCUGGAGCAGGGCUCAGCUCAAGGACCACCCAUCCAGCAGCAGGACUAAUGGGGUAAAGGGGGUGCGGCCCCGGGCUGUCAAAGGGUGGAGUCCAUGUUCCCAGGAACAGAGCUGAGGAAUCAAAGGUUGGAGUAAAAAUGUCAAGUGACAGAGUCUACAAAAAUUGCUAAUUCAUCUAAGGUGUGCAGCUCUCUCCACUUCUCUUUUGUUGGCUGAGGAAAUAUCAGGCAUGGCCUGGCAAGCGAUGGAAGAUGUGGGUGGUGGGGAUGAUUGGCAGCUUUGAUGCAAUUGCAUCCCUUCCAGUGUGACCUGGAAGUGCCAUUAUUGUGCUAGGGGUGACACUCUAGCAUUCACCUCAAAUACUAUGGUUUAACUUGGUUAUAGAGUUUUGGGUGAAUGUUAGGGCGUCACCUGAUACAAUGCCAGCAUUUCCAGGUUGUGCUGAAAGUGAUGGCAUUACACAGGGUGUGCUGGUUAAGCCCCCCCCCUUUUGCUGGGGAAUUUCCUCCUGCCACCCUCCUACGCACUGCCAGGGAGCAGCAGCAGAGAGGGAUGAGGCAGGGAGGUCUCUUGCUAGACUGGGAGAUCGGGCAACUCUUGAACAAGGGAAGCAGAAAAGGUAACCAAAGACCAUUGCAGCGUUUAGAGAAGCUGCUUUUGAGGCACAAGUUAAGUCUGGGUUGAGAAUGAACUUUAAAAUUGGCAAGUCUAGUGCAGCAAAGGUUGUAAAGGUGCAGCAGAGCAAAUUUCUUUGCACUAAACAGCUAACUGACCUCAUGCCUGUUCCAUUAUAUGUUUUUUUAAAAAAAAAUCAUCUGAAAACUGGCUCAGAGUGGGGAAAAAGCAGUCAGCCAGCAACCCUGUAGACCAGGGGUCCAUUUAUUCCAUCACCCUGUUUCACGCAGUGGCCAAACAGAAGCCACUGGAAGCUUUGGUUGAUAUAGUCCAAUGAUAUCUAGUGCUGGGCCCUGUUGAUUUGAGAGGAGUGGAAUCAUUUUUAUAUCAUUUUGGGUUAAGUAUUCUGAGUCCCCACCCCCCCGCCUUUAGUGGCUCAUUCUCCUUGCCCCCACCUACUUGUUACUUUGUAAACUGCUCUGAGUGAGUGGUUAAUAACAUCAAAUGUUAUUAUUAUAUUAUUACUCCCCGUCCCCCAGGCCCAAUCCCUGCAGCGGAGAGGACAGACAAAAUGGACAGUGGUAGGUGCUCCGUCGCUCGGCUCUUAUUAUCGCUUACUUAUUGAGAACCUAUAAGUAGGGUUGUAGUCCACAGCUUUGGACAUUUGGGGGCUGUGCUGAGGCGGGGAAGGGAGCUCCGUGGGGUAUGUGAUGCUGCAAAGCCCACUCCCUGAAGCUGCCACUUCCUUCAGGACAUUAGCUGAGUGCAAAAACGGAGCAGAAGUUACGCUGUGCCGAUUAAAGAGGCAAAAAGUUUAUUUGAGGAAAUACAUGCUUGAUAGUGAAGUUGAGAGACAGAGAGAGGUUCCUUGCUAUCUGACUACAUCUUGCAGAGAGAGUGAAAAAAAACAGGAGAGAGAAGAAGCAGGAUAUUGCCCUGUUUAGCCCAACAGGAGACAAGACAAGGAAAUGACCCCCAGGAAACAAGAGAGAUGCUGCCCUCACCGUCCUAACUAAGUGAUCCUUGCUGCCCCCCUGCAUGGAAGGCUCUUCUUCCUUCUUGCGCACAGCGUAACUUCACUGCUCUGUGUUUGCACUCAGCUAACACAGGAGUGGUGAUCCCUGUAGUUCGGAAAGGAGUCAUCCUUCCAGGUGAUCCGCAAGCCCCGCCCGAAGAUGGGCAACCUUACCUGUAAAGAGCCAGCCACUAAUGAAAGAAGAAACGGAAGGGCUGGUGGGCCCCCUGCUGGGGUGUAGGCUACAUCUGUGUCCUAGGCUGCUACCCGCCCCCCCCCCCAUGCCAGUUCUGAUGGUAUGACAUGGGGCAUGCCUGAACCCACUGAUGUGUGUGCAUUUAAUUCUGGGGCUCGUUCCAUCAGGGCCAAAGAUGAGAGAGUGCAACCACCCGGCGUCAUAGAAUGCAUGCCUCGCAGAUCAGAUGCUUGUGCGGCUGUUCUGCCCUUGCCUGUCUUGCAGGAUUACUGGCUUGGGCAAAUGUUUAAGGGCUCUUGGCCAGACUUUGCUGCUAGAAGCUGAAAAUCCAAUGUAGCCCAUGGACGAUACACAAAGUUCUCAUUCUGAGAUCUGUCACCUACUCUUGAACCCCCUUCAAGGGCUCGGCUCUAGAGUACUUGGGUUGAAAGGGAAUUCAACUUCUGACAAUUACUCACAAGGAGGCUUAAUUUAGCACUUCAUCUUGGGCUUGUACAGAAAGUUAAACAGCACCUUUUUUUUAGCAGGGGUAAGUAUUAUUGAAAGAUACUCAGCUUGAGGACAUGGCAGGUUUUGGCUUCUGCCCAGCGCCUCCUGAGCAGGAGCAAGAACAACCAGACAGCGCAACGAAAGAGAAUUUUGAACUGUGCAGUCACUGAGCUAAGAGUCCUUGGGGGCUGGUUUGCUGAGGGGCAGAGGACAAUGCAGAGGUGAACCCCUGACCAAGAAGCACUUUCUGACAUUUUCAAAUGUUUUGUAUUAAAAAAAAAAAGAAAUGUUUCGGCA
This is a messenger RNA of Eublepharis macularius, 3819 nucleotides long. It is a transcript of the gene CLDN15, whose product is annotated as claudin 15. The record is from RefSeq and is a predicted model, not a curated record. Gene Ontology annotation, biological process: cell adhesion; bicellular tight junction assembly. The transcript has 5 exons. The coding region runs from base 53 to 751 and encodes 232 amino acids. Gene Ontology annotation, cellular component: bicellular tight junction; plasma membrane. NCBI's taxonomy places the organism in Eukaryota, Metazoa, Chordata, Lepidosauria, Squamata, Eublepharidae. Gene Ontology annotation, molecular function: structural molecule activity.